Messenger RNA from Agrilus planipennis (emerald ash borer), 2559 nucleotides. Its product is annotated as gastrula zinc finger protein XlCGF26.1. NCBI's taxonomy places the organism in Eukaryota, Metazoa, Arthropoda, Insecta, Coleoptera, Buprestidae. The transcript has 4 exons. Bases 265 to 2022 code for a protein of 585 amino acids. The record is from RefSeq and is a predicted model, not a curated record.
UUACUCUUGCAUUUUAAGGUUACUUGCAAUAUGCGUAUGUGAGUAUAAACAUAAUAUAACAAAAUAUGUUUAAAUUAAAUAAGCAUUCAGUUUAAACACCAAUUUUUUGUCUAAUUAAGUUUUACGGUACAUCUCAGCAUCCAAGUGAUAAGCGGAAGGUGAUAAAGCUUCCAUUACAGCUUUUCUUUUUAACUAAUCACAAGUGGAAUUUUAAUUAGUAAGUGAAUUUAGUGGCAAUAAUUUUAAAGUUUGAACCAGUUAUCUAUGAAUAUAAUGUGUGAAGCAAUUGCAAGCCUGAAUAAGGAGAUUCUGAAGAACAAUUCAGAUAUUAAAGACAGUACACCUAACCUGGGUCUGCUACCUUUGUCAAAACCAGAUCGGACCAUAUUAAGUGCAAGUUCAAUAUUUACUAAAUCUGAGCAUGAGUAUCACUUUCCUAAUAUACCACUUCCACCACAAAACCACAAUUACUUCAAUGGAUCAAUCCCAGGAACUUUAGAUAAAAGAUACGAUAUAAAUGGAUCAACAUCAACACAAGAAGUGAGCAAUGGGUGCUAUAUUCUUAAGCAAGAAGGAGAAAUCAUAAAUCCUAGUGAUUUGCCUUUUCCUGUACCAAACCCAGACAGAACUGAGACAAAUGAAGAUUCUCAGAAGUAUAGACCUUUUGUUUGUAGAGAAUGUGGCAAAGGUUAUACACAAAAAUGUCAUUUGACUGCUCAUGUUCGAGUGCAUUCAGGAAUCAAACCCCAUACAUGUUUUCAGUGUGGCAAAUCAUUCACACAGAAGCAUAGUUUAAAUACUCAUAUGCUUCUGCAUCAAAGUGACAGGCCACACACUUGUACAUUAUGUAAGAAAAGUUUUACAUUAAAGCACCAUCUUGUUGCACAUGAAAAGGUACAUAGUAGAGAGAAGCCUUUUGAGUGUAAUGAAUGUGGCCAGGCAUUUCCAUUGAAACGUCAUCUUGUCACACAUCAAAAGUUUCAUGCAGGUGAAAGACCAUAUAUUUGCAAAGAAUGUGGAGAAUCUUUUGCAUUAGAAGAGCAUUUGCAACACCAUUCUCGGUUUCAUGGAUCUACCAAUUCCUUCAGAUGUAACAACUGUGGGGAGACGUUUACAAGAAAGUUUGAGCUAAUGAACCACAGUCGCAUGUAUGGUCAUGGUUAUUUUCCAUUAAUUUGUCAAAUAUGUGGAAAAGAAUUUUUACAGAAGAAAACAUUAGUGGCCCACAUGCACCGAAUGCAUGCCAACGUGUCCUUCAAUUCGUCACAGUUCCAAACCAAAUCGGUAGGAUCAGGCCCACAACAAGCCCAACAGCAACAACCUCAGCAACACCAACAACCACCACAACAGCAACAGCAACCAACCACCGAAUUGACAUGUUCCCGUUGUCCUGUCAAAUUUAACUCUCGCGAAGCCCUUCAUAUCCACGAAAAGUUCCACGACGGCGACACCUCGAUCUUUAAUGAUUUGCUUGUUCUCUCUCAGCAACAGAUGUCGCUGAGCGCGCCCGGGUACGGUACGACUCCAAAACUGCCUACAACGGUGGCCGGUUCGGGACAGAACAAUACCAACAUGAACACUUUCGUCAACGGUCUCUUGACCAACUAUUCAUUGGAAAAACAUAAGCCCUACGUAUGCAGCUUUUGUUCAAAGGCUUUCAGUACCAAGCACGGUCUUUAUCAUCACAACAAGAGACACCCCGAAGGAACGUGUACCGAGAAACCGUUCAGUUGUCAGACGUGCGGCAAAGCUUUCAGACAAACGAAUUAUUUACUGUUGCACGAGCGAGUUCACAUGGAUCGCAAGGCAAUGGCAAACGCGAAAAAACAACAGCAACAACACCAACAACAACAACAGCAGCAGCAGCAACAACAACAACAACAGAUGGGGAACAAUGCAUCUACGAGCACGUCGGUGGUUCCUUCGGCCACUGAAAAUAUUUCGACACAAACAGAUAAUAACUUAGACCAACGUGUCAGUUACGAGGGACCUCCCAAUCAUGGGCCCGGAGCUCCUGAGUAAUAUCUGCUAAGGAAAAGACGAUGGGGUUAAUUAGAAACGAAUAUUUUAUAGGAUGGACAGCAAUCUUGUAAUGAAUGAAUGAUAACAUUAUUUUUAAAAUACCUAUCUGUUCCAUCUGUCCUUCCUUUCUGAAACUUAAAAUACGAUCGGUCUAAGUUUGAAUUUAUGUUUUGUUUUGCUGAAAAAGAAAAAUUUUUGAAUCGACAGAUUAGUACAUCCUUACAAACAAAAAAGCAAUUAUUGAUCUUGUUAAGUAAUCUUGUUGGUUAAGAUAAUUAUUGAAAAGUGAUUUUUAGUAGUAAUUAUAUUAUAAUGAUUAAUCGAAUAAAUUUUAAAUAUUGUCUUUUAAACUAUUUAGUUUUAGUGUUAUGACAUGUAAAUAAGAACAACAUUGUAAAACACGGUAAAAAUGUACAGUUUUUGUUUAUAAACGCAUUGUAUAUUUUUGCGAGAAAAACAAUACCGUGUGAGAAAUAUUUUUGUAAAAAUAUUAUUUCAUGUUUUUUUAUUGAUAUCAUUAAAUUAGUUGUAUUAUUA